CAGUUAUGAAGGCAAUUCAUAUACCUUUUCUGAUACUCAAUACAACAGCGAUUUCGAUAUCCAUAGACUGCCUACACUUCCCACUGUUACUUCCUAGUUCGCACUGAGUGCCUCAAAUGCCUCCCAAACGACGCACCCCCACCGGCGGAUGCUUUCCGUGCAGGAUAAACAGAAGACUGUGCCCAAUGGCCGCGCAGGAUGGAGGGUCGUGUAGCAAUUGUCUCGUGCAAGGCUGGAAAUGUCAAGGAUACGGCAAGAGAGUGCCAGGAUGGACGAAGAACCAAGCGUUCAUCACUUGGGUCAGGACAGCGCUGAUGAACCAGAUUGACCCGCCACCUGCGCGUACCCGAACCAGCGGCAUGGUAGCCGGUACGGGCGCCUCGCAUACGUCCUUCUUAGACCCUGAGUCUGUCUCGUCCCUGCAACCGCUGCGGUCCGCCCUUCCACCUGGUCCCUCUGAGAACGACUCACGUACGGCGUUUACGCCUGGCGUUGUCCAGUUCUUUGGGCAACCAGACAGCCCAAUCGCGACCUGCUCAGUCACUCAUUCAGUCCUCGGACCAAAUCCUGGCUCUAUCGCAUCGUACUCCAACUUCGAAGCCUCUUCCAUCCCAGAUGUUCCCCGUAUCAACGAAGGCUCUAGUGGGCAUCACCACCAGGUCACAUCUGUUAGCAACCCACCGCUCUCAUUCCUCCCUGUGGGGCGGGCUCCGGGAGACGCCCUUCUUUACAGCCCGCAACCAGCUGGCGUCCCGCUCGCACAUAAUCAAGACUUCUUUCGCCCGCUGACGACCCCUUCCAGCAGCUGGCAGGGCUCAUUUCCCAUUGCUCGUUAGACUCUGGUUGAAGAUCCCGCCCUCCGCCACCACAUCCUCCAAUCCCUCUCCAUCCUUGGAUCUCCGCGUCAGCCUACGACGGAACAGAUUACGUCAGCGAUCCUACUUCUGCGACAAAUGUGCUGGGACCUUGG
Molecule: messenger RNA, 970 nt
Organism: Cantharellus anzutake
Lineage: Eukaryota; Fungi; Basidiomycota; Agaricomycetes; Cantharellales; Hydnaceae
Exons: 5
Coding region: 117-836 (239 amino acids)
Biological process (GO): regulation of DNA-templated transcription
Molecular function (GO): DNA-binding transcription factor activity, RNA polymerase II-specific; zinc ion binding
Source: RefSeq, a predicted model, not a curated record